Molecule: messenger RNA, 1353 nt
Organism: Daldinia decipiens
Lineage: Eukaryota; Fungi; Ascomycota; Sordariomycetes; Xylariales; Hypoxylaceae
Product: SelR-domain-containing protein
Exons: 2
Coding region: 218-823 (201 amino acids)
Biological process (GO): response to oxidative stress; protein repair
Molecular function (GO): peptide-methionine (R)-S-oxide reductase activity
Source: RefSeq, a predicted model, not a curated record
CUGACGACAUCUGCAUAUGUAAUUCCAUCCAUGUCUUCGGUAGCGCGGCUUUAAAGCAUUUCUUAUACUACAACUCAUACUACAAACUCAACUUCCUCCAAAUAGCGAAACCGUGAUUCCAAAUCAUAGCAUCAACUCUCACAUAAUUCUAUAGUAUAAUUCCAAUUAUUAAUGCCAUCAACGGAUAUAUAAACCUAUUCUCAUAUCAUCACAACUAAUGCGAUUAUCCCAAUUCUCCAACUUAUUCCGAGCUUUCUUUGCCUUUUCUACCCCGACUAGGCUUCGUCCUUUAGCUCAUCAAUCACUACGCCACAACACAACACCAUUGAAGUCUAUGCCGACUAUUCCCUUCAUAGGAAGUCUGUUCGGCUCAAGCUCUAGCCAAUCAAGCAAUAUGUCGUAUCCGGACCAGAGAACACCUGACGAAUGGCGCGCUGUUCUUACUAAAGAACAAUUUAGAAUUCUUAGAGAAAAGGGUACCGAGGCGCCAGGGUCUGGGAAGUACGAUAAAUUUACCUCCAAUUCUGGAGUAUAUACAUGCGCAGGUUGUAAUGCGCCUCUAUACAAGGCAAAUCACAAAUUCAAGUCUGGCUGCGGCUGGCCGGCAUACUUUGACAGCAUUCCCGGCGCUGUAACAAGGCAUACUGAUAGCUCAUGGGGUAUGGAAAGAACAGAGAUUUGCUGCGCCAAUUGCGGUGGUCAUCUUGGCCACGUCUUCAAGGGAGAAGGAUAUCCAACCCCAACAGACGAGAGACACUGUGUUAACAGUAUCAGCUUAAACUUCUCUCCAGAAGAUAAACCGACUGAAGGAGGAGAGAAAUAGAAUAGGGUCAGUAUCUUGGAAGUCAUAUUGAAAUUCUCUCCUUGUUUUUAGGGAGUAAAUAUAUAGUAGUCGAAGGUAUAAGAUAGAUACGGCUAUUCAAAAGCGAUAUUACUAUUCGUAUACUGCCUGUAUUUUGUAUGAAUAGUUUAAAUUUUCAAUCUGGAGUAUCGUGUGUCUUUUGCUGACAAGAUUAGAGAUAGGGGCGUGUCGGGUGCUCUUCCUGGGGAGCUUGUAUAGCGUUUGGGCCUCUUGCAUUCCCAAAUAUAGUUAAGAAAGGCUUAUUCGGUUGCUGUCAACGGUCAAGGCUUUUACAUACUUCUCACCACCUACCAAAUCUUCAUCUUAAAACUUAAAAGAAUGGUGAGCUUACUCGUAUUCGUCGUCUAGCAGUAUGAAUUAUUUUGAGGAUAAUGACUAGAAACGGGGCAUCGCAAAGUGCCUUCUGAAUUUUAUAGUGCUUGCAACCGUAUAAUUCUUAUCUAUGCAAAAAGAGAGAACUUCCGGGAGCAACUUCUGAACCUAGCACACUA